This is a messenger RNA of Dicentrarchus labrax (European seabass), 1603 nucleotides long. Its product is annotated as titin. Gene Ontology annotation, biological process: cell surface receptor signaling pathway. Lineage: Eukaryota; Metazoa; Chordata; Actinopteri; Moronidae. Gene Ontology annotation, molecular function: transmembrane signaling receptor activity. The record is from RefSeq and is a predicted model, not a curated record. The transcript has 6 exons. Bases 67 to 1233 code for a protein of 388 amino acids.
CACUUCCCUCCUUAUUUGAAAUAAAAUAAUCUCCCUCAGUCUCAGUUCACAAACAGAGCAACCAAAAUGGACCGAGUCAUUUGCUUCCUUGUUCUUUCAACAGUACCACAGCUUGUAGUACUUGCUGAUCCUCCUGUGGGCUCAUUGAUACCUACAGUGGAGCUAGUGUCAGGGCAUUCAAUUAUCUUCUCUGGUGAGAGUGUCCGGCUGAGCUGUGACAUUGAAGAUAUCCACAAGUCCAACUGGGAUUACUUGUGGUUCAAGGAAUCUGAGCAGCUCGCACAGCGUGGGAAGCACCUCACUCUGUGGAAAACCAAAGUUAAAGACACUGGUAAAUAUUACUGCCAGGGAACGAGGGACACAGCGGUGGGAAACAUACAAACCCUCAAAAGCCAGCCUUUGGAGAUCAAAGUGGAUGGUGGGUUGGCUCUCCUGCGAGUCCCACCUCAUCACUGUCUUGUUGGAGACACCUUGAAUGUGACGUGUCAUGUCCGAGGCACACCCCAACUUCUUGAGGUGAUUCUGUACAGAGAUGGCGUUGAAGUUAUGAGGCAACAGGGCCUCAGCCCACACUUACACGUGAUCAACUUGAGCCUUGAGGACAAUGGAGUGUAUUCUUGUAGGGCUUCCUGGGAUAUAGAGAGACAGACAGUCUCUGUAAUUUCAGAUGGCGUUCCAGUGCAGGUCUUAGAGGUUGUGUCGGAGCCAGUUUUGCAGAUUGUUCAAAUGGGUGACCGGAUUACUCCAAAUAUGAUGAAACUCAUCUGUCACCACCAAUACAAUGCCCGUGCUCCUGCCCCUCCAGUAUACUACUUUUUCUACAAAGAUAACAAUCGACUGGGAAUAGCAACCUCUGAGAACCAUUGCCUGGUCAAAAAGACUCCAGGCGAGUACAGCUGCAAGGUGAAGGUGCUUAAGUUGAACAUCUCUAAGUGGAGUCAGCCCAAACGCUUUGGAAGAGUACAAGGACCACAGGGGAAGAUGCCUCACAGAGAGCUAUUGUCUUUAGCUCCCACUGGGGUGCCUCAAGCAGCCCAGCCCUCCUCUCACUGGUCUACUGCAAUUCCAACUCCUGAUCAAGGCCUAACCCAAACCUCAGGUCCUCUGCUGAAGCCUUCACAGUCCAUGCCAAGCUCUCUGCAAUCUACAGCCCAGUCUCAAACUCUUAUGACAGAAACUAACAAUUUAUCCAUGGAAUCUGUUGAUAUGUCUGGUAUGGGGCCAUCAGUUUAACUAUUUACAAAUCUCAGUGGCGAGAAUAGUGUCUCAGUGUGCGUAAUCAGAUUUGUAAAGGCAGAGAGCAGCUGGAGGACAUCAGAGGGAAAACCGGAAAAUAUUUGACUCUCCAGUGACUGUCCCAUUGUGUCAAGUUAAUCAGAAUAAUGGCGACUGAUCUAUAGUUAUCUAAUAUCAAUCAUAUGCACAAGGCUAUUGUGCUGCUAGUGCACACUUUGUAUAUGAUUAACUGUGUAAUAUUAAUGUUAAAGAUUACCAAGUAUUAACUUCAUGUUCUCAUCUGUACAAAACUAACUGAAUUCAUAGUGUUGGUGAUAAUAACUGAUGCCACAUUGGUUAAAGCAAAUAAAGUAUUCCUUAAAUGAUA